Messenger RNA from Paramecium primaurelia, 643 nucleotides. NCBI's taxonomy places the organism in Eukaryota, Ciliophora, Oligohymenophorea, Peniculida, Parameciidae. The record is from the annotation of a GenBank genome assembly.
AUGGUAUCACAUGCAUCAAAUGUUAAUUGUCAAGUUUAGAUUUUGUAGAUACAAUAAAUAAUUGUGUUACUUGUAAAGAUCAAAUAAAUUAAUAAGCUGAGUCUUGUCAAUGUGAGUCUGGAUGGAUAUUUGAUGAUAAUUACUUUUGCAUAACUUGUCAAUAGCCAUAUAAAACUUGUGAGAUAAUUAUAGAUAAUAAAUAGAAUACGAUAAUAAUAAUAGAUGCUUAACAUGUUUAGAUACUAAUUAUGAACUUUAUAACAUAUCAUAAUGUGUUUGCAAUCCACUUAUUAUUCAGAUAGUCUCAUUACAUUUGCAAAGUGUUAAGAACCAUGUUAUGAAUGGAUUUAUCAACUGCAUAGAUAUAAAUCAAAUCCUAGUUCUCAAUAAAUGUUGUAUUUGUAAAUCUGGAUAUCUUUAAUAAAGUGAUUAGUAUCUUCAAUGUUAAAUUCCAUGUUCUACAUGCAUCAAUACUCUUAAUGAAUGUGUAACUUGUGUGGAUCCUAAUUAGAUAAUCAAUCAUAGGUUAUAAAUGUUUAUGUAAAGAAGAGCUUGUGAAUACUAUUUUUAAGGAAUAUAUAACUGUAAUAAUUGUAUAAAAGAUUCUAUUUGUCCAAUGUUAAUAAAUGUUUAAAAGUAUUGA